CUGGGUCACAGGUGCUUCAGUCGCUGGUGUUCAAGGAUCUUGGCGGAAUACUUUUAAAUAGUGCAUCUCUUGAGUCUGCCGGGGUAGGACUGGGAGAGAGCACUUCAGACCAUAGAUCGACCAUAUCCGCCGCGUGGGUUCGAUGAUAUGUAGAGGGUGAAUAUUCGCGACGGAGUUAGUUAUCUAUCCUACGCUGACACAAGACCUGAGCGACGGCCCUUUCUCCUCAGGAUCUUCAAACAUCACCUUUUGGACUGGUUCCUUUGUAUCCCUCGUUUCGCCGCUGGUCGGUUGUACUGCAUAGCUUCUCGAUUCGUUAGAGCGACUCCUUCCACCCUUGAAUUAGCACUGAUAUCACCAUCCUUCAGUAUUUUGCGGAGGAGAGAAGACGUGGUUGUUGCCACGGCAACUUACUGACCGGAGGGAAUCUUCCGCCUGUAAUUCGACCUGCUCCUUCAUUAUUGCCUCAUUCCCAUUUCUUGUCUAACCUCAAAACUUUCCACCUCAACAUACUUCAUGCGCUAGUCACUUCAGAAGAUCUACUGCAAAUACUUGCCUGGCCAUUCGUGCUGCCCUCGCCUUGUGACGGCUAGUUUUAACAUUUAGCUUCAGUGGCGAAUUACAAUUAGCCAAGGCCACCGCAGGCCACCAUCGGCGAAAAAAUUCUUGCAUCUUCCCACGACAGACACGCUGUCAAAUACAUGUAACAUUCUGAUUCGCAGUUCAUGUUCAAGGCUCACACAAUCCUCCUCUAUCAUCAUCCACCUCGCCCGCUUCUAACCUCGUCCUCAGGCGAUCGCCAUUCCUGCCCCACCUCGAGACUAUCCCCACCAACCAGUCAAUACGGCUCGAAAGGUUAUCAUCAAGUCCUUCAGGUCAACCUUUCAACGAGUACAUACAUAGCCGAUUGGACUUGCCUACAUACAUAUCAAGAUCCGACCCAAAUUCGUCAUCACAUCCGACCGACCAUCACAUCGGCUCUUUUUUUUUCGGGAUCUUCGCUCUUCCACAUCCAAAGCAAGACUCGCCAGUCCUUUACAAUCAUUUCGGACCUCGCUCUGACUAGUCAUUCAUUUGGGCGUUGAUGUUGAUGCAAUUGGAUACUCUCCUUGGAUCAAGACUCUCGCCUGGUUUCCCAUUUACUUGCUGAUUCUUACAUACAAUACUUCAUAUAAAAACUCGUCAUAUGCCCAACUAUUUCGUCAGCCUGGCCAAUUUCUGAAAUUAAAUCCAAGCAGAUUUGCACCACUCUUCCAGCCAGUCUCUCAAGAUGGGUGACAUUCGAGAUUUUUACAAACAAGAAAGGACUUGUUGCCUAUCGAUCCAACUCUUCCAAGCAGGAAUGAUGAUCAUACUCUACUUCAACACAUUUCUUGCCAUAUUUUGUGCAUGCAUGUCAUUUUUUGGUCCCAAAAUUCUAGCACUCGUCCAACCUGUCGCCAUCUCUUACAUCUUCGGGGUAUUGUAUCUGAUUGUUGCAGGUCUUCACAUUUUUGGCAUAAUUUGUGUUGAAAGGAAUUUCGUUGCUCAUUUCCGGAUAUUUAAAAAUCUGACGCUGUACGCAAUAGGGUCCAUCUUGCUAUUAGGCCUCAUGUUUAUUAUAAGGACGGCAGCCCAGCACACAGCCUCCGUGGCACAGUGCAUGCAAGUCUACCACUUCCCCGUUGACGCCAUGUACAAGAAAAAUCGCAACGAAAAAGGUGGAUCCAGUUCUGCUGUCAAUGCGGCCAUGACUGUUUGUGACGUAUUCUCUUGGGUUCAAGUUGUUGUGAUGGCCUUCGUUUGGGUCGCUCUUACUUCGGUCCAGCUGUAUUUCGCAUUAAACACCGGGUAUAUUUUGAACUGAAACACAAGGAUUAUCUUGAAGACACCGCCCAGGCAUAAAUCAACUUGAAUCCACUCAAACGUUCUCCCCUUUCAAAUCAAGAACCACUCCUGACCCUCCUACCUACCUCCACUCUCCCCGACUCACAACAUAUUACCGUGGUCAAAAAAAUGGGGUUUCCCAUGCCUCCCUCCCCCACAAACUGGUAAAUUAUAUAUCCAGAAACCCAAAAGAAGCAAAAUAGCAACAUUCUCCUGGCGAAACUGAACUCUCGAAACGUCGAUGCAAACCGGAUCGGCAAAGCUUCAAGAGCUGGACGUCAUUAUGGAAGACGAUCUUGAAAUCUUGAAACAAUCGGCCAGUCGGAGGCCACCAAUUUCAAGACCCCUGUAGAUACUAUUGAUCGUAAAUAGCACAACCAAUGGACGUCACGCCGCCUCGAAAUAUCAUCGAAGAUAUCCUCCACUCAAUCAGAUCGAUUCUUUUUCCGAUUGCUACCGAAGAUUGACAUUCUUCGGCGCUUUCUUACCACGCCGAUAUUCUUUUUUUUUUGCAACCUCAGAGAAUAAAUUGUUCCCUUCUCCAUGUUUUUCUCCUCAUCGUUGAGGAUAAAGCUUUGGGAAGUGUGUUCAACUAUUAAUUAUUAUUUUGUACUUUUGAACCAGUUGGGAUUCCCAAGCUGGCCAUUUCCUCGUUUUUUUUUGUCUUUUCUGUGAUUAGUCUAUACAUAGAAGUUUUUCUGUUUCAUAUUUUCUUUUUCUCACCAGAAAUUGUUGGGCUGUUAGCUUUUCUUUCUGUGAAGUUUUAUAUUGUCUUUUCUAAUAUUUUUAUUGAUGUUGUAUUUAUCAAAGAACAAACUGGUAUACUUUUCUUGGUUUUGGGUAUCAUGCACAAUUUCAGCAACUCUUCAUUCAGGCUUCAACACA
This is a messenger RNA of Puccinia graminis f. sp. tritici CRL 75-36-700-3, 2751 nucleotides long. RefSeq lists its product as uncharacterized. The record is from RefSeq and is a predicted model, not a curated record. The transcript is spliced from 6 exons. Lineage: Eukaryota; Fungi; Basidiomycota; Pucciniomycetes; Pucciniales; Pucciniaceae. Bases 1271 to 1846 code for a protein of 191 amino acids.